Macrobrachium nipponense is the source of this 1456-nucleotide messenger RNA. RefSeq names its product 26S proteasome non-ATPase regulatory subunit 14 (gene Rpn11). The record is from RefSeq and is a predicted model, not a curated record. Bases 143 to 1078 code for a protein of 311 amino acids. The transcript is spliced from 8 exons. Gene Ontology annotation, molecular function: proteasome binding; protein binding; metallopeptidase activity. Gene Ontology annotation, biological process: protein deubiquitination; proteasome-mediated ubiquitin-dependent protein catabolic process. Lineage: Eukaryota; Metazoa; Arthropoda; Malacostraca; Decapoda; Palaemonidae. Gene Ontology annotation, cellular component: proteasome regulatory particle, lid subcomplex.
CUUUGGAGCUAAAAAAAUAUUAUAAGGUCGAGAGUCCAGCAUAGUUGACAGAUUUCUGAAACUCAGAGUCAGAUUUCGUACUCUAGUUUUGAAAGAAGUCAGCGGUGCGGUAGUUGUUUCGUUGUGUAUUAACCCCCGGAAAAUGGAUCGGCUGUUGAGACUUGGUGGAGGGUUACCUAAUCUUGGCCAAGGUCCUCCGCCAAAUGAUGCCCCGGUUCCAGACACAGCAGAACAGGUUUAUAUUUCAUCCCUAGCUCUUCUGAAAAUGUUAAAGCAUGGGAGAGCAGGUGUACCAAUGGAAGUAAUGGGUCUCAUGCUUGGAGAAUUUGUUGAUGACUAUACAGUCCGAGUAAUAGAUGUGUUUGCUAUGCCUCAGAGUGGAACAGGUGUUUCAGUAGAAGCUGUUGAUCCUGUUUUCCAAGCUAAGAUGUUGGAUAUGCUGAAACAAGUUGGUCGUCCAGAAAUGGUGGUUGGAUGGUAUCAUUCACAUCCUGGAUUUGGGUGUUGGUUAUCAGGUGUUGACAUAAAUACACAACAGAGUUUUGAGGCUCUUUCUGAACGAGCUGUAGCUGUUGUAGUUGAUCCAAUUCAGUCUGUUAAAGGCAAGGUUGUUAUUGAUGCCUUCCGCCUCAUUAAUCCAAAUAUGAUGGUAUUGGGCCAGGAACCAAGACAGACCACUUCAAACCUUGGUCAUUUACAAAAGCCUUCCAUUCAGGCAUUGAUUCAUGGGUUGAAUCGUCACUAUUAUUCUAUCCCAAUUAAAUACAGAAUGAAUGAAAGAGAACAACAAAUGCUCUUAAAUCUACAUAAGAAAUCUUGGAUGGAGGGGCUUAUGCUGCAAAACUAUCAUGAGCACAGCAGCCUUAAUGAAGAUACUGUUAAAGAAAUCCUGAACUUGGCUACUGCUUACAAUAAGAGUUUGGAAGAGGAGGAGAAAAUGACACCAGAACAACUAGCCAUCAAGAAUGUGGGUAAAUUGGAUCCGAAGAGGCAUUUAGAAGAUAAAGUUGAAGUUCUGAUGACAUCAAAUAUUGUUCAGUGUCUUGGUGCUAUGCUUGACACAGUUAUUUUCAAAUAGAAAUUGUAUUAGUAGUAUGGAGAAUUUUAUAUGUUGGAUUUUGGGUAAUAAAAGUGUAGUGCUACUAAACCUUCAUGCUUAACUGGUAUUGAAAGUGAUGUUUUUGGUAUAGAAACCUUAGAGUAAAACCAUUUUCAGGGUUGCCUUCCCAUUACCACAGGCAACAUACAAGUAAACUUAAAAAUAGGUAAUUAUUUUACUUUUUGUCUUUACUUUCUACUGAAGGGUUUUUUUUUUCAAAAUAAGGCAGACUAGACGAUUUAUUUAUUUAACAUGACACAAUGUUUACAACAGAGGGAAGACAUUAUAAAAAAACUGUACCAAAAUUAAAUAUUUUCAAUCUGUUCACUUAUUAAUAAAACAUAUUACAUAAAUUGU